Coturnix japonica (Japanese quail) is the source of this 2262-nucleotide messenger RNA. RefSeq names its product alkaline ceramidase 1 (gene ACER1). Gene Ontology annotation, biological process: sphingosine biosynthetic process; ceramide catabolic process. The record is from RefSeq and is a predicted model, not a curated record. Gene Ontology annotation, molecular function: N-acylsphingosine amidohydrolase activity. NCBI's taxonomy places the organism in Eukaryota, Metazoa, Chordata, Aves, Galliformes, Phasianidae. Gene Ontology annotation, cellular component: membrane; endoplasmic reticulum.
UCUUUAUCAGCCUCCAGGACAGCUCCAAAGCCUCAAGGAUUUGUGAACAAGGAACUUGAUUGGAACACUGAUUUUUCCAAAGAAGGCUGAGAAAUGAUGUGCAGAUGGAGGACAGGAGAUUCUUUAGCAUGGGGAAGAGAAAUGAAGAGGAAAGGUUGGAUUUUGGUUAGAAUCCUGCUCAGAAAUGCAGUUCCUCCUCCACCAAAGGCCAGGCUGAGGAUAAGAGGUGUGAAGCUUGGAUGCCUUUCACUGGGCUGAUUGCAUUCAAAGCGGAAUCACUGCCGGCAAAGGGACACAAUGCCAGGCCUUUGCUCCAGCCUCAGGACUUUGGGAACACCCCAAGUCUGCUCUGGUUCUUGCACUGAGCUCCAGCCUUGGGGUGAAUGCUGCAAAACGAUGAGAAAGGACGGAGCCAAUGAGCAAUAAACCCUGCAGAGCUCCACUCCCAAAAGGUAGCGCACAGCCCAUGAGGUGUGGGGAAGUCCUCUUGGCAGCGAGAUCUGAGUCAUAAAGAAAGUAAAGCAAAGGCAGAAGGCAGGGUGACAAGGGCAGGGCUGGGACAUGAAGCAGCAAUGACCCCCAAAGAGGGAUGUUAGUGCUAUGGAUGUGGCUGCAGUGACCAGAGCUCAAGGAUAUUUCUUAGGGCAAUUUGUGACUUCUGACUGUGGGGAGAGAGAGGGAAAUGUUUGCAAUGCGAUGCGUGCUGGGAAGAGGAUGAGUCUUUCAUAGCAGGGCAACCCGACCAUGCCGAGCAUAUUCUCCUACCAGAGCUCCGAAAUCGACUGGUGUGAAAACAACUUUGUGCGCUCGCCGAUCAUCGCAGAGUACUACAACACGAUCAGCAAUGUAUGCUUCUUCAUCCUUUCGGCUGCCCUGCUCCACCUGAACUGGCAGUACUGCCAGAAGCGCAGCGUGCCCAUGUACUUCAUCUCUGGCCUCCUCCUCUGUGUAGGUAUUUUCUCCAUGUACUUCCACAUGACCCUGAGCUACGUGGGACAACUCUUGGAUGAGCUCUCCAUCCUCUGGACACUGGCUGUGGCAUAUUCCGUUUGGUACCCAAGGGCUCACUUCCCCAGGUGCAUCAAAAGCAGGAAGCAAUUCUACUGGUUGGGUGGUGUCACCACCGUGAUCACCACCUUGAUGUCCUUCAUCAAACCAUCUAUCAAUGCCUACGCGCUCAACUGCAUCGCCUUCCACCUGCUGUACCUGACCUGGCGCGAGCUGAAAAAGUGCGAUGACCAACGUGUUCACCGGAUGGCCAAAGCCAUGGUGCUGUGGUGGGUGCUGGCCAUCACCAGCUGGUUAAGUGACAGGUGGCUUUGCUGGCUCUGCCAGGCAAUCAACUUCCCUUAUUUCCACAGCUUCUGGCACGUGCUGAUAGCUGUGUCCCUCCUCUACUGCUUCCCACUCGUCAUGUACUUUGACGUCACCUACGAGAUGCCAGCGUUCACACCAAAGCUAGGAUAUUGGCCCAGCGACUCCUGGCCCAUCGUGGUGCCUUACAUUGCCCUGGAGGAACCUCACAAGCAGUGCUAAAGCCAGCUACGCCCCUCAGGCAUGGGGUGUGUGAUGCACACACGUGCAUCUUUACGGGAAACACCUCAGCUGUGUGCCUGCUCCCUGGACAAGGGCAACGUGGCUGGCGGAUGGGGCAGGGAGCAGCUGAGGCCUCGUGGUGCUGGGCGUGAAGGAGGGUGGGAGCCCACAGACUUAGGAGACUGCCCAGGCUAAUGCCAGGGAGACGAAGGUCUCCUCCUCCAGCUGAUGCUCACUGAGAAGGGGAGAGGACAGUGCUGCUUCUGUGUCCUCUGCAUUAGUCAGGCUGUGUCGCCUUUUGCUGUCAAGAGCACAGCUGGAAAGACAGAAGCCAAGCUGGUGACAGAUGGGUUUGUUGGGGCUGCUCUAAUUAUUAUUAUUAAUUUUAUUUAUUUAUGUAUAUGGUCUUGCUCAGGAGAGCUGUGCAUUAAAGCUAUGGACACUGACUAGCACCCAGCUCUUUUCUUUCCCCUGAAUGCACCAUAUCCCCCAUUAUCUGUCAGCCACCUGCAGUGGCCAAAGCUCUUUAUGGCCUGGUGGGGGAAAUCCUUUUAGAUGACAGCCCAAGAGAGGUUCUGUUCUAUCCCUUCUCAGUCCCUGUGGCCCUUGUCUCUCUCCUGGUGGUGUUUGAGAGCCAUGGCGAGGUGGCAGUGAGGGACAUGGUUAGUGGGCAUGGUGGGAUGGGUUGGAUUGGGUAAUCUUGGAGGUCAUUUCCAACCCGAAUGA